CAUCAUCAACCAUCCGCCAGUCUCGAGGUUCUAGGAAAUGGCUGCAGAGACCACGAGCGCGGCGGUGAUCGCCGGGGAGGCCACAACUGCAGCAACUGCGGACGAGAAAAUCGCGCAGUGCAUGCAAAUGCUGGAGGGUCAGACGGACGAGCACAAGUUCGCUGGUCUGCUCAUGGUCACGAAGCUCGACGAUCUGUCGACCGAACGACUCCACCAAGUUCGACGACAGGUGCUCUCGACCGUCGGCGUGAGCUUCUUCCUUCGCCUUCUGCACACCAGAGGUGCGUUUACUCUCUUUUUAGGUGCUAUAUGGCACGAAGGUUGUUGCUCUCUGCUGAUCCAGAACGUUUUCCGGUGUUGCAGGCCCCGACGAUGUCGAGUCGCUUUCGUCCUUCCAAAGCCUCGGGCUCAACUUAAUAGCGAGCUUCUGCGCAGACCCCAGCGUGGCGACGGAGUUUGCACAGGAUAAGCUCGUGAGGUUUCUUCUAGAGCAAUUGGCGUCCCAGUCGACGCCACACGAUUCGUCUCAGGACUGCGUUCGCAUCCUAUCGGGCUUGAAACAGACCGAAAAGGGCCUGCAGGUGCGGCAACCAGCUCAAUCGGUAGAUGAUCUGCUUCUGAGUGGUGCCUGAGGCUUCGUCCGUGUGCUCUUGCCUAGGUUUUGAUGCACGAAAGUGUCCUUGGACGCCUCUUUAGUGCGAUGAAGAAGUUGAGUCGAUCUCACUCGAAUCGAGAUCUAUUGGUAGAGAACAAGCCAACAGAGCAAGAACAACAGACGGACACGCUGUUGGAGGAUCUGUGGAGCAUUGUAGGCGAGAUGGCUAGCAAGCCCGAACUUUGGACGCACAUCCACAGCUAUGACUUCGAGUUCAUUUGCUCAAACUUUUCACACGUGCGGGGUGACACCGCCAUCCUGGUGCUAGCUGUUUUAAACAGCUACAUGAGGCUCGUGGAGAUUGGUGAAGCACCGGUCGAGUUGCUUAGCUCACAGUGUCUUUCUGAUAUUCGUACGGGCGUGCUACGCUUUCUACGUGCAAAAUGGCCUAACCAAGAGCGCGACGAGUGCCUGCGACUCAUAUUCCAGCUCAUGCAGCACUCGGGUACUUCGUGGAUGCUACCUGGCACUACUCUACGCAGUCAAGCGCCUCCUGAUGAAGUGUCCGGUGGCAAAUUCAUUCUGUUCCUGCUGAAGCUCGUGUCCAUUGAGAUUAAGAUCAUGUUGGACGAGGUGGAACUGUCCCUGAUUCAAGUCGAUGAGCCCAAGGUGGAAUCGGUGGAGGAGACGGAGAGACGCGAUAAGGAGAUUAAACGCGUGCUUGCCAUAUUGCCCAUUUGCUACGGGAUCGUCGAGAUGGUGAUCAGCGGCUUAGUCUCCAACUACGAGAGUGAGCUGGUGCUUCCGUACGAUAUUUUGCUGGAGAUGAAGGGAACAUUCAACCAGGUAUUUGUAGUGGUCCUCGAACUGCUGACGCUGGUUCGCGAUUACGUCCAGACUCAUCGCUACCGUGAGCUUCGCGAGUCACACGCUGAGUCAGUCUACCACCUGGAUGCUGUGAUAUGCGCUAGUGUGCGUAUUGUGAGCGCCUGGAUUGCUGAAGACUCCGACACGAGCGUGGAUUUAGUGAUGCAGUUGGUUCCGUUCAUGGUAUGCUACAAACCAUUGCUGGCUUGGGUGACAGACGACGAUGGAUCCCAACUCUUCAAAUCUGAAGACAACCAGACUAUCGAUUCUGAUGACGAGAUUGACUCGGACGACGAGGUUGACGCCGUUUCGCAGAUGAUGCAAAAGGCUGCCGUGAUCCACAAGACCGAUAGCAGCAUCGACCAGCUGCACUUCCUGUUGCCAGGAUUGCUUCAACUCAGUGCACUUCCAGACGGUGCCUCUAUCAUGUCGGAGAACGUGGAUGUUCUGCGGCGUUUGAUGCAGUUUUGCUGCACCAUUUGCGCCGAUAUCGCCGAUGGAAACACUGAAUUUGCCAACGUGUCCACACUGACGCUCUGUCUCGGCAUCUUGAUCAACCUCAUCUUGAUUCGUGGGGGCAACGAGAGCACUGGAACGUCGCAAACAUCGGGUAUACCCAACGCACUGGAGUGGUUUCGAGCGUUGACAUUCCUCCUGCCUGUGGCGUGUGCCAGUGGCUCCCGCUUAAUGACAGACAAGGAUCUUACGGUGGAAAAUCGAGGUGAAGACGAUUGCUACGUGAUGCUUUUACACAUCGUCUGCGUGGUGAUGUUCAUUGUGAGCCAUUUUCAAGACAAGAAGCUCCACCCGUGUCGUUUACCGGCUGCAAUCGCGAGUCUGGUCACGCCGUUCAAUCGCAUUGUCACUUGGAUUGUGGAGCACCCUCCUGACGCGAAGACCGAGUCAACCGCCGACCUCUUCGAGCUCGUGCGCGUACUCUCGAUGCGGUCGAUUCUGACGCCGGAGCUGCUUUCUCGGUGAUAGUUUCGUCCCAGACGACCAGCGACACUGUGCGGUGGUACAUGUAUUAGCAUGCUUGACAGAGGAUCUGACGACGUUACGUGUGGGAUUGCAUACUUGUUUUCUCGGUUAAAUAAGCUUCUCAAUAAAGCAGCUACGGCAAGCUCUAAGCUGUCCUACUGAGGGAGGGCAACGCCGACUGUACGAAUAGUGAACGCGUCUGUAUCGCCCGUUACUGCUUCGUGUCGUUGGUACUUGACUGUAAUUUAUCGAGUUCUAUCUUAUUGUGGCAAAACGUGGAUGUAGACCGGCGGUUCACGAAGUUGAGAUAUCCUGUUCCUCUGCAGAAUCACUCAGACGUCGCCGCUUGUCGAUCGCUCGGAUGGUUUCUUGCUCGCGGAAACGACGUCGGGAGGCAUUCCGGUGCAUGACGGGUACUACGGGUUCAGUGACACAGGGAGGCAACGCUGCAGACAGACCGGAGCCGCGUUGCAACACACUAGCGUUCAUGACAGGCGGCUCAGUCUGGAAAAUAGGCAAUUCACUCGAGAGAGAUCCACGCAUGGCCACUCCGGUAGUUGACGUUGAUGCUACAUUGCGCCUCACCCGCGCGUUCACGAUGGCACGGAUGACCUGGUUGCUGGCCGACAGUUCUAACAAUUCAGCUGCGGGCAUACUGGACUGGGACUGCUGUAAGACGAUCGUGGUGUUGAUGGCGUAGACGCUGUAGCUCGUAUAGGCGUCCGUGGGUAGCUGGUGACGACAAGUGGGGCAGGUGCUGUGCAUCUUGAGCCAGGGUUCAAUGCAGCGCUCGUGGAACUGGUGGCAGCACGCAGGCAGCUCGGCACAGGGCGAUGUGAGUGCUUCCAUGCACACGACGCAGACCGCAUGCUCUCCGUCUUGCUGUUGUCGCACGUCGGCCGGGUUGCUUUUGAGCGACUCCAUGAUGUGCAUGGCGGCUGGUGACACACUGUUGAGCUGCGGAAUGAUGUAGCGGAUAAUGGAAUGCACCCAACGCGCGCUCUUGAACAGCAGUAACGCGUCCUUGAUCUGUGAAUUGGCCGGGGCGGCGUAGCGAACAUUCACGCGGAUGGCGAGGUCCAUUCUGUUUGACGUCGAGUUCGAGAGUGCGUCCUUUCUCGCUGGGGGAUUAUAGAGGGCAACGGAUGAAGCUGAAGCUGGCUACAGUGCUCUGGAAGUAUCAGAAGCAACGAGUGAUGGUCUAGCGCUUGCGUGUGGACUUUCUCGGGGGGUUGAAGUGAUUGACGGACUUGCGGCUGUGCUGCUGUUGCUCAAUGCAACAGGCGGCUUUUUCGUUUUUGGGCUGGAGGUGCGGGGUGUUGCCAAACUGCAAUGCGCGCCGCGGGUGAGAUGGCGGGAGUAUUUUCGUCGGGACUACGAGUUGUAGCCGCAAAAUGUUAUUUUGAGGCGGUACCGUUAAUGCUUCCUCGGGUGCUCAGCGUUGGGUAGUUUUGCGAAUGCUAGACUUGCCAUGCCUUCCGGUGUGAGGAAAAAGUGUCUAACCGCUGCGGAUUACGUAGUCCCGAUUGAGCGCGAUUUGCAAGAACCAUACAUACUUUUUGGUUUCUUACAUUUCUCAAGUCAAAACCGAUUACCCGUCGGGUAAGAUGCAAAAGAGACCCGUACUUAGUAACGGGAUACUUGACAAACCUCAAUGGCAGGCAUGCACAGCAAUAGCUCAACCAAGUCUCAGACGGAAAUACAUAUCUGCCUUGUUCGCCAA
Molecule: messenger RNA, 4166 nt
Organism: Phytophthora nicotianae INRA-310
Lineage: Eukaryota; Oomycota; Peronosporomycetes; Peronosporales; Peronosporaceae
Exons: 3
Coding region: 665-2443 (592 amino acids)
Source: RefSeq, a predicted model, not a curated record